AUUCUAGUGAUCUCUGAAACUUCCGAUCAUUCUGUAAUGGCGAACGUCUCGGUGGCCGCGGAGUGGCAGCUCCUCUACAACCGCUACUACCGCAAGCCCGAGGUCUACCGCAUGACCUGGAGCCACGUCGACCUCAGCCGCAACAAGGUCGCCUGCGCCCCCUUCGGCGGCCCCAUCGCCGUCAUCCGCGACGACUCCAAGAUCGUCCAGCUCCGCGGCGAGUCCGCCCAGCGCAAGCUCCGCAUCUUCAACUCCUCCGGCCUCCUCCUCGGCGAGACCCUCUGGAAACACCCCGGCGGCCGCUUGAUCGGCAUGUCCUGGACCGACGACCAAACCCUAGCCUGCCUGGUCCAGGACGGCACCGUCUUCCGCUACAACCUCCACGCCGAGAUCCUCCUCCCCAACAUCUCCAUGGGGAAAGAGUGCUUCGAGCGCAACGUCGUCGACUGCGUCUUCUGGGGCAGCGGCGUCGUUUGCCUCACCGAGUCCAACCAGCUCUUCUGCAUUUCCGAUUUCCACAACCCGAACCCGGUCCAGCUCGCCGACCCGGGGAUCGAGGACCCGCCCUACUGUAUGGCCGUGAUCGAGCCGCAGUACACUAUGUCAGGCAACGUCGAGGUUCUGCUCGGGAUCUCCGAGCCUUGGGUUUUGGCGGUGGAGGAAGACGGCGUCCAGCAGUUAGGCGCUGACGUCCUCCGUGGACCGCUGCAGAAGAUGGCCGUCUCUCGCGACGGCCAAUGGCUGGCUUCGUUCACUCACGACGGUCGCUUGUUGGUCAUGACUUCGAAUCUCAAUGAAAUCCUAAUUGAGCAGGAAUGCGAGUCGGCGCUGCCGCCGGAGCAGCUAGCGUGGUGUGGGAUGGACACAGUGUUAUUGUAUUGGGACGAUAUACUGUUAAUGAUGGGUCCUCGAGGGGAUCCGGUGCGGUAUUUUUAUGAUGAACCGGUUGUUCUCAUUCCGGAAUGUGAUGGAGUGAGGAUACUGUCGAAUUCCAGCAUGGAACUUCUUCAACGAGUGCCUGAUUCGACUGAAUCGAUAUUUAAAAUUGGGAGUACGUCGCCUGCCGCUUUGUUGUUUGAUGCUUUGGAUCAUUUUGACAGACGGAGUGCUAAGGCUGAUGAAAAUUUACGACUUAUACGGGCAUCCUUGUCGGAGGCUGUUGAAGCAUGUAUUGAUGCUGCCGGUCAUGAAUUUGAUCUCUCACGUCAAAAGACACUGCUAAGAGCUGCAAGCUAUGGUCAAGCCUUUUGCAGCAAUUUUCAACGUGAUCAUAUUCAAGAGAUAUGUAAAACUUUGCGAGUAUUAAAUGCGGUGCGCCAUCCUGAUGUUGGAAUGCCUCUUACUAUUCAACAAUACAAGUUGCUUACACCAUCUGUUCUGAUCGCUCGUUUGAUUAAUUCCUACAAGCACCUUCUUGCACUAAGGAUAUCAGAAUACCUUGGAAUGAAUCAAGAAAUGGUGAUAAUGCACUGGACAUGUUCUAAGAUAACAGCUUCCCUGGCAAUUCCUGAUGCCACUCUCCUUGAAAUCUUACUUGAUAAGUUGAAACUAUGCAAAGGAAUAUCAUAUGCAGCAGUUGCUGCUCAUGCAGACAAGAAUGGCCGCCGGAAGUUAGCCGCUAUGCUUGUUGAACAUGAACCGCGGUCCUCCAAACAGGUUCCCCUCUUAUUGAGCAUAGGAGAAGAAGACUCAGCUUUAAUGAAGGCAAUUGAAAGUGGUGAUACAGACCUUGUGUAUCUUGUUCUGUUUCAUAUCUGGCAAAAGAGAGAGCCUUUGGCUUUUUUCAAAAUGAUACACCCGAAACCCCUGGCACGCGAUUUGUUUGUGAUAUAUGCACGGUGCUAUAAACAUGAAUUUUUGAAGGACUUCUUCCUAUCGGCUGGACAACUUCAAGAAGUGGCUUUCCUUGUGUGGAAAGAAUCUUGGGAACUUGAUAAAAAUCCAAUGGCAAGCAGAGGAUCUCCCCUGCAUAACCCUCGCAUUAAACUGAUUGAGAGCACCACUAAACUCUUUGGAGGAUUUAAGGAGAAGGAGUCCAGUAGUCUAUUCGGAGAACAUAACAAGGAUAAGGACUUUACCUUUGAAUUAAAGGCCUCUGAGGAACAUGCAAAAUUGUUGAGAAUGCAGCAUGAUCUAGAAGUGUCUACAAAGCAGGCUAUUUUUGUUGAUUCUAGUAUCAGUGAUACAAUUCGUACUUGUAUUGUGCUGGGAAACCAUAAAGCAGCAAUGAAAGUAAAAACUGAAUUUAAGGUUUCUGAGAAGAGAUGGUAUUGGCUGAAAGCUUUUGCUCUGGCUACAGUUCGAGAUUGGGAUACCCUGGAGAAGUUUUCAAAAGAAAAGAAUAGACCACCAAGUGGUUACAAGCCAUUUGUUGAGGCAUGCAUUGAAGCAGAUGAAAGAGGGGAAGCUUUGAAAUAUAUCCCAAAACUCACGGAUGCUCGAGACAGAGCUGAGGCUUAUGAUCGGAUUGGCAUGGCCAGGGAAGCAGCUGAUGCUGCCUCUCAGGCAAAUGAUGGGGAAUUGCUUGGUCGACUAAGAUCGACGUUUUCACAAAAUCCUGCAGCUUCGUCAAUUUUUGAUACUAUUCGAGAUAGAUUGGGCGUUUCAUAGUUUUGCUUUCACCACAAUUUUUUUUGUUUUUUGUUUCAGUGUAUGUGUCCAUAUUCAGAGGUACAUUGUACAUGACAGAUCGAAUGUAAAGGAAAUACAGUUGAGUUCAUGUGUUUCA
Messenger RNA from Argentina anserina (silverweed cinquefoil), 2728 nucleotides. Its product is annotated as protein VACUOLELESS1. The record is from RefSeq and is a predicted model, not a curated record. Gene Ontology annotation, biological process: intracellular protein transport; vacuole fusion, non-autophagic; endosomal transport. The transcript is spliced from 15 exons. NCBI's taxonomy places the organism in Eukaryota, Viridiplantae, Streptophyta, Magnoliopsida, Rosales, Rosaceae. Gene Ontology annotation, molecular function: actin binding. Gene Ontology annotation, cellular component: HOPS complex; lysosomal membrane; cytoplasm. The coding region runs from base 37 to 2610 and encodes 857 amino acids.